Messenger RNA from Heterobasidion irregulare TC 32-1, 1239 nucleotides. RefSeq lists its product as uncharacterized. The transcript has 7 exons. Bases 1 to 1239 code for a protein of 412 amino acids. NCBI's taxonomy places the organism in Eukaryota, Fungi, Basidiomycota, Agaricomycetes, Russulales, Bondarzewiaceae. The record is from RefSeq and is a predicted model, not a curated record.
AUGGCCUAUCCCUCGACUCUACCCGCCCCCUCCUCUCGUCUGCUCAACCUCACCCACCUCCGACCCGCUCUCCCGUCCGACUCGCUCCCCCGUCCGACCCUCUCGACCCGAUCGCUCGCUGUGCUAUCCUCCCCGCUCUCCUCGCACGAUCUCAUGCCCACUGGCCGGCUCGCCCGCACCGUCCACAUCCCCUCGCGCAUCCUCGACACCACCCACCAUCCCGGCACGUCCUCCGCCUCCUACACCUUCGUCAACACCUCUGCCUCCGACGCCACGUCCGCCGUCACCACCAUCGCCACCCACAUCACCACCACCACCACCAUCGCCGCCGCCGCCUCCUCCACCUCCUCACGCCGCUCCUCCGAGUCCUCGCGCACCAGGCCCAGCGCUAGCCGCCACGACCGCGACCGCACCCCGCAGGAUCGCUCCAAGUCCAUGUCCGCGGUGAGCACCGCUCACAUACGCGCCGCCCUCCUCGACCAGGCCGCCGCUGCCGCAUCCGCAUCCGCAUCCUCGCGCACUGGCUGGCCUUCCCUUCCCCCGGUGCCACGCCCCCCUCCACCCCUGGCUGCUGCCUUCCGCGUGCGCAUCUCCCUCGCGGGGCGCAUCAAGGAUGGCCUUGCCUGCCCGACUCUGCCGCCGACGUCGGCGACAUCCCCUGCCUUUGCGCCCACGCUCAGCAAGCUCAUUCUGCCCCUGCGCCCCGACUCGGCGUCCAUGCAGGAGAGCGGCUCCUCGCCCUCGCACGACCCCUCCUCCACCGACUCGCCGUUGCCGUCGCUUCCUCAUUCUGGGGAUGAUGGUCUUCAGCCCGACGGUCACGACAGCGAGCUGAUUACAUUGUUGUGCGCAUUGACGCUGGAGCGCGGUAUGAGGAAGCCUGCCCUGAUGGAAGAUGCGAGCCAUGAGUGCACGCGCCGUGAGCGCGGUGGCGUCGUUUGCGAGGACCUCGACGGCCGAGUCAUUGACGACGCGGAUGAAGUUGAGGGUCCGACGCGUCGAGGUGGAUAUGUUAGAGGACCGGAGCUUAGCCACCUUGGUCUCGGCGCCUUCUGUGGGGGGAGAGCAUGCACGUCGCGCGGCCAGUCGCCGACGGCGCUCGACAGCGAGCGCUUCCAACUUUGGGACAAUGUUAACGCCCGUCCACCCCUCGGCACUCGCGCGCCCCUGGAAGCAGGCCUUGAGGAGGUCGCCUUCACGCCCUCUGCACGCGAGGGUCGCCUAAAUGAUGUAGUGUGA